Branchiostoma floridae (Florida lancelet) is the source of this 2965-nucleotide messenger RNA. RefSeq names its product ataxin-10-like. The record is from RefSeq and is a predicted model, not a curated record. The transcript is spliced from 11 exons. Gene Ontology annotation, biological process: neuron projection development. NCBI's taxonomy places the organism in Eukaryota, Metazoa, Chordata, Leptocardii, Amphioxiformes, Branchiostomatidae. The coding region runs from base 46 to 1554 and encodes 502 amino acids. Gene Ontology annotation, cellular component: cytosol.
UCAUAAAGCUGUCCAAUCACAGCUGGCUUUACAUACGACGAUAAAAUGGCGGACGAAAACACGAGUUUGGGAAGUUUGCGGAGCUGUGCCAAGGUUUUAACUGAAUAUGCGACUAAAGGAGAAUUCAUUGUUGAAGUUAUAGGAUGCAGAAGAUUACAGGAAAACCUUGAGAUACUGACAGAGCUGCUGAAAUGUCAAGAAAACAGAACCAGUCUGCCUGAGUCGGUCUUCCGAGAUGCCUCCUGUCUCCUGGAGGCAGUACUGCAGCACCUGGACUCCAGCCCCCCUGAUGGAUGGAGCCAGGGGGUUUUGGGGACUUCCACAGAAUGUUUCAGAUUCCUCAGGAAUUCCUGUGUUUCAUGCCAAGCAAAUCAGCUCAGAGUCUUGAAUGCAGACCUUGUUCCCACCACUUCUGCCAUUGUCUCUCUUCUUGCAAAGCAACCAGAGUUAUCAAAUGGCAGCCUUGAGGCAGCUGAGUUAGUUGUACAGGUAUCUUCAUCCCAAAUGCUGGCUCUACGCUGUGCUGUCCAGUUGCUAGGCAACCUGUCAUCCGGGAACCCAUCGUCCCAAGAGGUUGUGUGGCAGGCAGCAUACCCAGAUGUCUUCCUGUCAGCCCUGGGUUGUCCUGACCCCACAGCAGCAGGGUACUGCUGUAUGGUCAUCCACGUCUGUCUGAAUGAGACCACCAUGCAGCAGCUAGUGUUGGACACUAAGGGCCGUCUCCUGGUGCAGACUGUGCUGGACCUGUGUGAGAGACAGCCUGAUCUAGACUGGGGACUGUUGUUGGUGACUGACAAGUUCCUGAUGUCCAAGUUCUUCCUGCCCAAUGUUUACAGUACACUUCCAUUAGAAACAAGGAUCAUCCUACUUGACAUCAUCUCAGCUAAGAUAGGAGAGAGUGAGAGCAGCGGUCCUGGGAAGGAGGAGGAGCAGUUCCUGCCUGUUUUUGUGUUGGAGUUCCUGGCAGCUGAGUUCCAAGAAAACUUCCAGACAAUCCUGUCUGUAGGGGAGAACACUGAGAACCUGGAAGCAGUGAUUAUUAUGAAACUCCUGAAGGUGCUGUGUCUUGGAACGGGGCAACGGGAGAAAUACAUUGAACUUGUCAGGAUGGAGUCAUUACUAGAGUCUGGUGUAGAAUUACUCAGAUUAACUACUGCAGCUGGUAAACUUGGGGACAACAUCUUCAGCCAGUCACAGAAGCUGGCCCCCCCAGACAGUCCUGAUGAUGUACACCCUGUACAUGGGCUGAAGAGAGACCUCAUACGUCUGCUGGGAAACAUGUGCUUCCAGAACACCUCCAACCAGGACAAAGUUCGAGAGUUGGAAGGUAUCCCUCUUAUCUUGGACCAUUGCAACAUAGAUGACCACAACCCCUAUAUCAGCCAAUGGGCCAUCUUCACGAUACGUAACCUGUGUGAAGGGAACCAUGACAACCAGGCAGUGAUUGCUGGACUUGAGGACAAAGGGCUUGCAGAUAACGUUGCGCUAAAUGAUUUCGGAAUUGAAGUAACUGAGGACGAUGGGAAGUUUGUGGUUAAAUCAGCAGACAAGUGAGAGAUGCAAGUCUGCACACAGAACCAUGGUGUACACUUCUGAACUGCAGAAACACAGGCAAAUCUCUACAGAAUGAAGUCUGUACUUAUCAUCUUCAUUGCUUGUGUUGUGCAAAGCUCAUAAGGCAUGUCAUAACCAACAUCAGAUGAAGUUGUGAGCUCUUAUUAUUCUCUACAUGUUUGUGUAACACAGCGGUAAGCAAAAAGGCUCCAGCUGUAAGAAAAGACUCCACAAUCCACACACAGCUCACAAGUUGGUUGGGCAGGCUCACAAAGCAUCACCAAGUUAGGUACUUUGCAGCACAAGCUUCUUCAGAUACAAAACUGUAUCUUGGCAAUAGCAGGGAGAUCUCUUCACAAGACUCCUCCAUGGUGCUGCCAGAGCACAGGCCUGCAUCUGAUGUGCUCAGAUUGCUUGCACAUGUGAUGAUUUCUAUCUGGUACUGAAGAAAUCUUAGUACGAUUCCCCAUUAAGAAAGAUAACUUAUGAUCUUGGCAUUCAAUAAAUGUGUAAUAUGUACCAACUACAGAUCCAAGAAAAAUAUUCUGUAACCUAUUUAUUCCAAAGAGCAAGAUAAUAAAUCUAAGCUAAUUGUAGGGGAGAUAUAAAUGACUUUUGUACAUAAUUUUAUUUUUCGGUUUUAGUGUUAUCAGAUAGGUAAACUAACAAUGCAAAUGCUGCAUUCCAUAGUGAUUCUUUUGGGGGGACAUAUUAGGGACAUUAUAUGGACCAUACCCAGUAUAUCGAACUGACACGUAUUCCACAGCGAUUUCUGCAAUAUUUUUCUCAAUACAUUCUAAAAAAACUUCAAGAUGUUAUGCAUAAUCUAGUAAACUAUUUCCAUGGCAUACUAGUAAACAAAAAGUAUGCACAUUUUAUUUUAAUAGGGAAGAUAAAUGAUGAAAGCCUGAAACAUGUCUAUACAACUGGCAUUCUAACUGCAGGUUGUGGACUUUUUAUAUUACAGGCUUAUGCAAACAAAAUGGACAAGAGGUAUAGAGGAAACAUAACGGACAUUGGAAUGUUUUUUAUCAAGGAGGUGGGAUCUUUCUUUUACCAUCGUCACCUUGCACCUAAAGACCAAUCAUCACUCCUUUUCCCAUUCAAAUCUUAUGUAUCUCAGUGCCUAUGGCCCAUCAUUACUUUCAUUGCUGUUAGUUUAUAGAAAUGUAUAAUCAUGCAAAACUCUGUACCUGAAGGCAAGAUACAAAACAUGUACCACAUGCAUGCUUGAAAUCCAAAUCGGACAGAAUGCUGAACAUCAAGCUCUACUUAUCAUGCAGCCAUUUUCAAAACUGUGACUAAAAAGUGCAAGAUUUGUCCAUGACUCUUAAUUAUGGUACACAUGCAGGUUGUGUACUACAUGUAUAGCAAAGAAAGCACAAUGAAUAAAGCCAGUAAGUUGGUAAAA